CUAUACAUUGAAAUGCAACAGUAAUCUACAACCAAUUUAUAUGUAAGAACGCAGUUGGACCUCAUGGAGAAGUAAAUGAAGCUUAGAAUUAAAGAGGUCAGCACUAAGAUGGAUCUCAUUCAUGGUGAGGGAGUGAGUGAGUUAUUUCAGGUUCAAUGUCAUUUGUAUAAACACAUUUUUAGCUACAUAGAUUCCAUGUCACUUAAAUGUGCAAUUCAGCUAGGCAUUCCUGACACAAUCCACAACCAUGGCCAACCUAUUACUCUCCAAGAGUUGGUCUCAAAGCUUAAUAUUCACCCCAAAAAAACUAGCUGCGUGCACAGGCUUAUGCGUCUAUUGGUGCACUCUGGCUUCUUCGCUAAAACAAUAGUUCAUGAAAAUCAAGAAAAAGAAAAAGAAGAAGAAGCCUAUACCCUCACACCUUCUUCUAGGCUUAUCCUCAAAGAAAAUGUCACUAGCUUAUCACCAUAUGUUCUGGCAGUGCUUGAUCCUACACUUGUAAGCCCAUGGCAGUUCUUGGGAGAUUGGUUUCAGGGGAGUGAGCUCACACCUUUUGAGAAAGCACAUGGGAAAGGUCUCUGGGACUAUUGCAACCAAAACCCAGAAUUCAAUAACAUUUUCAAUGAAGCAAUGGCCAGUGAUUCCCGACUGAUGAACUUGGUUGUUAAGGACUACAAGCCCAUUUUUGAGGGUUUAGGUUCAUUGGUUGAUGUUGGAGGUGGUACUGGGACAGUGGCAAGGAUUAUUUCUGAGGCAUUUCCUCACAUGAAAUGCACUGUGCUUGAUCUCCCACAUGUUGUUGCCAACUUGCCAGAUAGUAAAAAUCUGAAAUUUGUUGGUGGCGAUAUGUUUCAGUAUAUUCCUCCUGCAGAUGCCAUUCUGUUCAAGUGGAUUUUGCAUGAUUGGAGUGAUGAGGAAUGUGUCAACAUACUGAAAAAUUGCAAGGAGGCUAUUACGAGCAGAGGUAAGGAAGGAAAGGUAAUUAUCAUAGACGUAGUGAUAAAUCAAGAGAAGGAUGAACAUGAUGUUACCACUACAAAGCUCCUCUUUGAUGCACAAAUGAUGGUUGUGCUCACUGGAAAAGAGAGAAACAAGAAAGAAUGGGAGAAGCUGUUCUUGGAGGCUGGCUUUAGCCACUACAAAAUUGUGUCAUCAUUUGGCAUGAAGUCCAUCAUUGAGAUUUAUCUUUAGGAGAUAAACAAGUAACUGUGUAUAUUUAGCCGGCAAAGACUGUUGACAAAAGAAUAAAAUAAAAAAUAGAAUAAUGCUUGCUAGCAUAGGAAUUAAACUACUAUCAAUCUUGAAACUGGCUAUUGUAAGAUAUCAAAAUUAAGUACAAUAAAUUUUGCUUUA
This is a messenger RNA of Quercus lobata, 1353 nucleotides long. Its product is annotated as trans-resveratrol di-O-methyltransferase-like. Gene Ontology annotation, molecular function: O-methyltransferase activity; protein dimerization activity. The coding region runs from base 76 to 1191 and encodes 371 amino acids. The record is from RefSeq and is a predicted model, not a curated record. Lineage: Eukaryota; Viridiplantae; Streptophyta; Magnoliopsida; Fagales; Fagaceae. The transcript is spliced from 2 exons.